Molecule: messenger RNA, 1403 nt
Organism: Oryza sativa Japonica Group (Japanese rice)
Lineage: Eukaryota; Viridiplantae; Streptophyta; Magnoliopsida; Poales; Poaceae
Product: GEM-like protein 1
Source: RefSeq, a predicted model, not a curated record
AGCCGGCACUUUUCCUUCCUUUGGAAGCCACCACCUCCAUCUCCAUGGCCCAUGGCAUCACCGCGUCGGCGCUGCGGCCGGUGUAGACGAUGUACGCGGACGCAAAGCCCAAAAUAUUAGACUUCUGUGGAGUCUCCGCAACAUCAACUGCAUUUGCCCUUCAAUAGUCGAAUCCCUUUCCCCUCGCCUCCACGAACAAGCGAAAGUAAACGCGACGGAGAAGAACCUUCCCCACGUUGGGUUGGAUUGGUCAAGGCGGCAACGAACCGAAGGAAGGAAGGGAAGCAUCUGGGCUACAGGUCCACGCGAUCGAUUGUUCGAUCGAUCUCGGAUUGAUCGCUUUGUGAUUGUGAUUAAUCUCGCGGCGACAUGGCGACGUCGUGGGCUGCGCCGCCGCCGGGGUACCCGUACGCGCAGGGUCAGGGCGGCGCCCAGCCGCCGCACCCGCCGCAGUCCACGGCCGUCGCCGUCACUCCGGUCAGCAACGGCGUGGGGAACCCCUACGUGAUCGUCACCCCGGCCAGCGCGUCCCCCUCCACCUGCCAGUCACUAAGGAAGGCGCUGGAGCGGUACGGCAGGAAGCUGGAGGACGGCACCCGCAAGGCCGCCGACACCACCGGCAACAUCUGGCACCACCUUCGGACGGCGCCGAACAUGGCGGACGCGGCGGUGGCGAGGCUGGCGCAGGGGACGAAGGUGUACGCGGAGGGCGGCCACGACAGGGUGUUCACGCAGGCGUUCGGCGUCGUGCCGGGGGAGCAGCUGCGCAAGGCCUACGCGUGCUACCUCUCCACCUCCUCCGGCCCCGUCAUCGGCACGCUCUACAUCUCCACGGCCCGCCUCGCCUUCUGCAGUGACAGCCCCAUAUCCUACCACGCCCCCGCCGUCGCUGUCGCCGGCGCCGCCCCAGCUCACCCUCCUGAGGCCAUCUACAAGGUAGUGCUUCCCCUGAACCAAGUGAAAUCGGUGAACCCAUCCGCCAGCAUGACGAACAGGGGCGAGAGGUACAUCCAGAUCAUGACGACGGACAACCACGAGUUCUGGUUCAUGGGGUUCGUCUCCUACGACAAGGCGCUCAAGAAUCUCUACGAAGCCCUGCAGCGCCGUGCGUGAUCGUCGCCCACGGCCACCGCAGCUAAGCUUCACUCUGAUCCUAAUAUACAUAUCUGCCGAUUUAUAUUCCAUUGGUGAACUUGUAAGCUUCAGAUCUUGCUCUGGAAUAAGUGUGACACAUCACUAAAACAAAAUCUGAUGCCGUGUGCCCGCGUGUAUGAUCUGUAAUUCGCUCAUCAGUGUAGAAUGUGCUGAAUUCACUUGUUAUUGUAGAUUGUGCUGAACUCACUAUCCUUUUUAUAAUGUACUGAAUUACCUGAACAUAGAUAAAACUGAGCAUUAAUCGCUAA